GUGUGUGCAGCUUUCUUUUGGGCAUAAACACCUGUACUUUUCAAGGAGGGGGGACCUACCAGCUGCCAACAUGUCCAGCAAAAGGGCCAAGGGGAAGAACACCAAGAAGCGUCCUCAGCGCGCCACCUCCAAUGUGUUCGCCAUGUUUGAUCAGUCUCAAAUCCAAGAGUUCAAGGAGGCCUUCAACAUGAUCGACCAAAACAGGGAUGGUUUUAUUGAUAAAGAAGACCUUCAUGACAUGCUGGCCUCAUUAGGUAAGAACCCCACAGAUGACUACCUGGAGGCGAUGAUGAAUGAAGCCCCUGGUCCGAUUAACUUCACUAUGUUCCUGACCAUGUUUGGAGAAAAGUUGAACGGCACAGACCCUGAAGAUGUGAUCCGCAAUGCUUUUGCCUGCUUUGAUGAGGAGGGAACAGGCGUGAUCCAGGAGGAGUACCUGCGGGAGCUGCUCACCACGAUGGGCGACCGGUUUACAGAUGAAGAAGUGGACGAGCUCUUCCGUGAGGCUCCCAUCGACAAGAAAGGCAACUUCAACUAUGUAGCAUUCACGCGCAUCCUAAAGCACGGCGCAAAGGACAAGGACGAUUAGUGACAGAAGCAUCGCUGGACGAGGUUUACGUGUUCGUGUGUACCUUUUUAAUGGGUUUCCACUAAAGUUAAAAUCACUACACUGUCAUUAGGCUCAUGAAGCUUCACUGUGGUAUAGCCAGCAAAAGGUUAUUUGUUUAUUAUGCUGCUUAUUGGACCUCUGGAUCCCCUCUCCAACCCUACUCUCAAAGCUCAUUUGCACAUCUGUGAUAACACCACUAAGGGUCUGUGUAAGCUAGUAGACGUGUGAAAAGACCCUCAUUGAUAAAGCUGGAAAUAAAGUGUUACAAGGUGUGUGUUACUGUGACUUGGUUUGGUGUUGCUGAAUCAUUUGU
Scomber japonicus (chub mackerel) is the source of this 923-nucleotide messenger RNA. RefSeq names its product myosin, light chain 12, genome duplicate 2 (gene myl12.2). The coding region runs from base 71 to 589 and encodes 172 amino acids. The transcript is spliced from 4 exons. The record is from RefSeq and is a predicted model, not a curated record. Gene Ontology annotation, molecular function: calcium ion binding. Gene Ontology annotation, cellular component: cytoplasm. Lineage: Eukaryota; Metazoa; Chordata; Actinopteri; Scombriformes; Scombridae.